Molecule: messenger RNA, 1305 nt
Organism: Eurypyga helias (sunbittern)
Lineage: Eukaryota; Metazoa; Chordata; Aves; Eurypygiformes; Eurypygidae
Product: protein spire homolog 1-like
Exons: 11
Biological process (GO): intracellular transport; establishment of meiotic spindle localization; Golgi vesicle transport
Cellular component (GO): cell cortex; cytoplasmic vesicle membrane
Molecular function (GO): actin binding
Source: RefSeq, a predicted model, not a curated record
UUCCUAGGCUAAGGGUAGAGAUGAGAGGUAAAGGUGAAUAAUGGAUUCUCCACAGUGUGAGCAGAGGACCACAAAGGUCUCUCUAGCAGAGAUUCUGAGGUGCUUUGAACACCCUAUAAGCGAGGAGCAAGCCUGGGCUAUCUGCUUUCAGUGUUGCCGUAAGAUGGAACAGUUGGCUCAGGGGCUGUGCCCGCCACUCCAUGCUGUAUUCAUAAAAGGUCCUGGAAGCAUCUUUCUCCAUGCUGAUGGUACUGCUUCCUUCAAGGUGUACCACAAGUCUGAUGUUGGGAGCAUUCAGCAGUCAGAGGACAAGCUGUUGGAGUACUUGGGAGUGGUGAUCUAUGAAGCCCUGGACUGGGGAAUCGACAGCCAAGUGGAGCGAGAACUGAGUGACCCUUUGGAGAAGCUGCUGUGCCUCAUGUUGAAACUGGAUGAUGAGGCAAUGAAACCAGCAGUCACCCUGCAGGAUGUUAUCAAGGUCUGUGAAGGGCACUUGUCCAGGCCUUCAGAGGCUACCAGCCACUAUGAAAUGACCUGUAAGACUCUGUUCACCGAAUAUAUGGAACUUCAGAAGCUUGUGACCAUCAUCCAGACCUCCAAAGAGAGUCUGAGGAAAAUGGAUGUGGAAGAUUUGGUGGAGAAACCCCUUCAGAAGAAGGAAGAACACCAGGCAUCCCUGUGGCCCAACGUCAUCUGCGAACUGCAGAGCGGCGUGAGGCUGCGCAAGUCCGCUGAGCGACCGCCACGUAGUGUGCCUCCAAAAGAACGGAUCCGCUCUCCCUGUGAAUUACUUUUGGAUGAUAUUCGGCACCAGCGGUACACCCUUCGGAAGGUGAUCACCCAGCAAAAACACAGGAUGCCCAAAGCUGAUGUAGCUGCUCCCAAGCCUCAGCUAAAGCCUAUAGGAGUUCAGGUGCUGGAGAGGAAUCUGAAAGAGCGUGUGCCGGAGGAGUCCAGCUGGCAUGAACAGCUCAUGGCAGAAAGAAAACAACCACAGAGGCUUUGGUCAGCAGCAGCAAGAGAAAAUGGGAGCAGGCCCAAAGGUACCUGCUGCAAAGUGACAUGUCAAAUCUGUUUCAGCUGCCAUAAGCAGAUGUUUCUGAAGUGGCCUUACAGCUGUUACCUCUGCAGCAGUGUUGUCUGCUGUGACUGCUGCAUCAAGAUGUCCAUGCCCUUCAGAACAUGUGUACAUAUCCCACUUCACCUCCUAAAACUUCUGAGACUCUCCAGAGAGGAGGACCCAGCUACUCAAGAGCAGAAGAACUUGGAGCUGCUGCAUGAAAUAGAGCACGGGGAGCGUUUUGG